AUGGCCAUACGAGGGCAGGUGCUGGCCUUCUUGCUGGUCCUCCUCCCUCAGCUGGGGAAACAGAGAGAGUCUUCAGGAGCAGGAGCAGUUUCAGGGAAAAUUGAGGAAGGAGAAAGGGAAGAAGAAAUGUGUCAAAGGCCCCAGUGGGACACAAGACUCCAUCUGGCACCAGACCAGGAGAAGUACAGAAAGAAUGAAGAAGUGAAGCUGCGCUGCCCUGAAGGUUUACAGCCAUCCUACACCCACGUCAGAUGUUCAAGAGGAAAGCAGUCCAUCAACCAUGGGAAACCUUUAAACAGGGAAUUAUGGCUGGGAAGGGACAGCAGCGAUGCCUGGACCCAUAUUCAGUCCAGUGUGAAAUGUGUGGAGGUCUUCCAGGUUGUCCCUGGGACCCUGGAGGUUUCCAGCACCAGCAUCAAACUGAACUGGACCUGCAGCAUCCCUGAUGCCUGCCAGCACGUGCAGGCCACAUGCCGGCUGGCAGGGCCUUCCUCACCUCCUUGUAAGGCUGAGGAGGUCACCGGAGUGGAGCUCCUACACGGACAGAGGGGAACAUUCACCUGUCCUCCUUUGCAGCCCUUCACUGUUUACAGCAUCACAAUCUCAGUGCCACCCAGCACAAUACUGUUCACACAGCACCUUAGGACAAAAACAAUGGUGCCACAGAAGCCAGAGCAGCUGCAGCUGGAUGCCAGCACAGGGACUCUCAGGUGGAAGGCGCUGCCCCCCUGUCGAGGGGAGAUCAUUGGGUACCAGCUGAACUUCACUGCCAGGAGAGCACACGAUGGCACCUUCCUGAACUUCCAGCAGGUAACAGUGAACCACUCUGUCACCCAGUACACACCGCCUCCCCAGAGCCCAGGCAGCAAAUACACAGUGACGGUCCAGGGCCUGACGGCAGCUGGUGCUGGAGAUGCGUCCAGCCUGGAGUUCCAAGCCUACAUCUCAGAGCUGCAGCCCUAUGAAAACUCAGACAUUUACUCUGUGAUCAAGGGGAGAUCUCUGUCACAAGAAGAGACAGAGCAGGAGCAGCCCAAGGCCUGGGAUGAGCUGUUCAUGCUGGCCAAUUGUCCUCCAGCACCUGGCACUGCCCAGUCCUGA
Messenger RNA from Lagopus muta (rock ptarmigan), 1101 nucleotides. RefSeq lists its product as uncharacterized. NCBI's taxonomy places the organism in Eukaryota, Metazoa, Chordata, Aves, Galliformes, Phasianidae. The transcript is spliced from 7 exons. The coding region runs from base 1 to 1101 and encodes 366 amino acids. The record is from RefSeq and is a predicted model, not a curated record. Gene Ontology annotation, molecular function: protein binding.